AAUAAAUAAAUAUAUAUUCAAUUUUAUGAAGAAAUUGAUUAAAACAAAUAAAUUUAAAAAAGAAAAAUCUGUUGACCGUUUUUUAGUUAAUUUACGCACAAAAACAAUUACUAGAACAUACCUCUUUGCUUCCCACAGAUCGAAUCCGCCUCCGUUUGUCUUCUUUUUUUUUUUCUUCCUAUUUUUCGACGUAAUUUCGAACAAGAUUCCAACUUUCUUGAUUCUGAAGAUUGCCAAGAAAAGCAAUUCUAAUUGGAGCCCGGAUUUUUAAAUAAUUAGAUAUAUAUAUCAAUUGUAAAGAUCGGGGGAAAAAAAUAAAUAAAUGGUGAUGAGGUUGAUGCAAGAUUCAAUGCCGGGAGCAGCUGAGGCGGCGGCGGCGACGGCGACCACAUCGCACGCUACGUCGUCGUUUUUCGCGAAUUACCCCUUGAUGUCUGCCCUUGUUGCCUUUGCUAUCGCCCAGGCAACUAAGUUCCUUUCUUCCUGGUAUAAGGAAAACCGUUGGGAUCUGAAGCAACUGGUUGGAUCUGGUGGUAUGCCGUCUUCUCAUUCAGCUACAGUUACUGCUCUUUCGGUGGCUGUCGGUCUCCAAAACGGUUUUGGUGGAUCGGCUUUUGCUAUUGCACUAGUCUUGGCAUUUGUGGUGAUGUAUGAUGCAACUGGUGUACGAUUACACGCUGGACGUCAAGCAGAGGUUUUGAAUCAAAUUUUAUGCGAACUUCCAGCUGAGCAUCCCCUUGCUGAGAGCAGACCUCUACGCGAGCUUCUUGGUCACACUCCUACUCAGGUUGUUGCUGGUGCACUAUUGGGACUGUUUACAGCGACAACUAUCCGUUUGAUCUGCGGAUCGGGUGUUCAAGAUCGAUAGUUUCUCAUGUAUUCCACGGAUAAUGAUACAGAUUUUAGGUCAACUCCAAACUAUUUAUUUAUCUUCGGUUAUUCUUUAAUUCAUAUGGUGUAUCAGAUACGUAUGAACGAGGGUAGGUUCUAUUUAUUAGUAUGGCUGUGCAUUAUAUAUAUAUAUAUAUAUAUAGCAUUGUAUUUGUACCAGUAGGGAAAUUAUUUACUAAGUUGUGGAUUAUAUAUAGAUACCUACUUGUGAUUAAACAGCAUAAAUUCUCAUUAAAUUUGUUCAUGUUAGUACAGUAUUCUGGCGCGAUAAUCUGUAUGGUCUUCAUCGUAUAUUUCAAUUUUAUUUUUUUUC
Molecule: messenger RNA, 1204 nt
Organism: Erythranthe guttata (spotted monkey flower)
Lineage: Eukaryota; Viridiplantae; Streptophyta; Magnoliopsida; Lamiales; Phrymaceae
Source: RefSeq, a predicted model, not a curated record